Aspergillus terreus NIH2624 is the source of this 2286-nucleotide messenger RNA. Its product is annotated as wax synthase family protein. The transcript is spliced from 6 exons. Bases 1 to 2286 code for a protein of 761 amino acids. NCBI's taxonomy places the organism in Eukaryota, Fungi, Ascomycota, Eurotiomycetes, Eurotiales, Aspergillaceae. Gene Ontology annotation, biological process: lipid metabolic process. The record is from RefSeq and is a predicted model, not a curated record.
AUGCCAAACCCUCUCCAGCGCCUCAAACAACUUAUGCAUAAGACCCGGCAACGUCGGAAAGGGGCCCUCGACAUUGAAGCUCUCCCCUCCGAGAUCCGUCGUCUGCUCCUCUCGACUCUAGAUCCCGCAAGUCUCCUUGCGCUGAUCCAUGCAUCUCCCACCUACUAUCAACAGUUCCAGCUGGAUAAGAGGUUCAUCCUUCGAAGCUGUCUCGAGCUCGCACUGGGAAAAGUGGCUGUUGACGCACAUGUCGUGCAGCUGUCCAGCUCCAGAGACUUUCUAUCCAGGCGCACGCAGCAGAAGGUGGAUCGGUUCCUCGCUUCCUACCGUGACCGUCGCUCUGCGUCUCCCGCCUCCAUCUUACGCGAGGCGGAUGUUGAAUCUCUGACCAAAAUGCUGAAAUUUCAUGUUCACGUCGUGAUGCCUUUGCUAUCCCAGUACACGCGCUGCGCAAUGGACCACCUCGCUGUCCAGACGAACAUCCCCCGGAGUGCUGAUCCACAAACCCCCUCUCGAACAGAGGAAACACGGCUCAUGCGCGCGCUGUAUCGCUUCGAGCUGUGCUGUAACGUGUUCGGCCUAGGGCACUUGAGCCACCCCUUCGUGGGGAGACCAGAAUCCAUGAACGAGUACGUGCUCCAGCACCUUACGGCCAUCUUCGAACCGUGGGAGCUGGAAGAAAUCUCCUGUGUCCAUAUCUUCGCACAGGACAAAUACAACCAGGUGUUUGACGAAAUCCGCGAUGACCUUGACCGGGAUAAUCAGCGCAACGGCAAUGGCUGGUCCACUCCCGAGGGCCUGGAUCUGGAUGAGCAUACAUUGGAACGAACACGUCUCCUCAAAGGGACCAUCUCUCGUGGCCUCAAGCUCCUCCACAUCGUCUCCCAAAUCCAUGACCACGACACGCUGGUCUCCGUUAUGGAUAGCGAGAUGGUGUCUCUGGACAUAUUCAUCGGCGACGGGCUCAUGGAAGCGCUCAGCCAAGUCACGCAAAGUCGGCUCUGGGGCCUUCAACCGCAGUCGCCGCGCAACGUCCUCGUGCGGCAACGCGCGCCAAUGCCCUUCCGUGGUGACCAAGAAGCUGAAAAUGCGCCGUCGCUCGGCUGGGUCCUGCUCUGGGGCGAAACGUACAGCAACAUGUUUGGCGGCUGGACGUGGCAGCCGCUGCGGCGAUGGGGAUAUGUGAUUCGAUCUAUACGAGUUCACAUGCGUCGGAUUAUUCAUUCCGAGCAGUCACGUUCUCCUCCAUCCUCAUCCCUCAUCUAUCCCGAUCUAGACCACCCUCCGCUCAAACACAUUGUGUACAUCGCCAUCCCUUCCAGCGCCCUGCAUGCCACUCUCUCCCCACCAGACGCCUCCCCGUUCAUCAAAUACGCCAACGCUUUUCUGUCAGUCGCCUACGUGAUCCGCGCCGUCGAGUUGUUGCUCGUCUAUGACUUGCGCCAGCUGAAGCGCGCCGAGACAUCAUCUCCCUCCACCUACGUCUGGCACCCCAUCCCACCACCCCUCAGCCUCGCCCGCCUCCGCUACACCACCGAUCUCCUUCUCAACCCGCGGGGAAUCGGCUGGUCCUACGCGCCAGCCUACAGCCCUCCCCAAGCCGACAGCAACAAUGCCAGCACCCGCGCCUUCGUCCUCAAGCACCUCCUCAAACUCUUCACCACCUAUCUCCUCUUUAAUCUCCACCAGGCAACCUUUGGCCGCAACUUUCCUUCCGUCGCCGUCGCUAUCCAGACCGCCGCCAGCCGGGUCGGUAUACAGCUCACGCCGGCGACCACCGCAGACCUCGCACGACACUACCUCCUCGGCCCGGCCUGCUGGCUCGCCGCCUACGCCUUUAUCGAUGGGUGCCACGCACUGGUGGCUGCCGUGCACGGCGUCCUGCGGGCCAGUGCGCCCGCGUCAGAACCAUGGACGUGGAUGUAUCCGCCGCUUUUUCGGUCGCCGCGGGCCAUGCUCACCUGUCGAUUGCGAGAUAUAUGGGGCAGAAUGUGGCACGAUCUCUGUCGGCGCCCGCUGCUCGCAACUUCACUGCUUCUUGUCCCUGGGGGUAUCAGCGGCACCGUCAAGCGGCUGCUGGUGCUGUUAGUGUCAUUUGCAGUGAGUGGAUGCGUGCAUGCGGCUGGGGCGUAUGCUGUCUCGGGGGAUGCGUACGGGGCUGGGGUGAUGGUCGUGUUUUUUAUUGUGAUGGCCGGGUGUAUUGUGCUUCAGGAGGUGCUUGCUUUGGGUGUGCAGCGGGCGCUGGGUGGUUGGGGAUACCUAUAUCUAUAUGGUUCCACUGUAUAA